AUGUCUCCAAACACCCUGAGUGAGAAAGGCAGGCAGGGCGGGGUGGAGAUCGACCCUUGGGAAGAUGCUGACUACAGCAUCUACAAAGUCACUGACCGUUUCGGCUUCAUGCAUGAGGACGAACUACCGGCCCCGACAGCACAUGAAGAAAAGUUGAAGCAGCUGGAGAUAGAGAGAACAGAGAAAUGGCUGAAGAUGGUGAAGAAGUGGGAUAAAUACAGGAACAGUGACAGGAUGGUGAAACGAGUCUAUAAGGGCGUCCCGCUGCAGCUCCGGGGCCGAGCCUGGGCCCUGAUGCUGGACGUGGAGAGGAUCAAGAGGGAGAACGAGGGCAAGUACGAGAGAAUGAAGGAGCAGGCCCGACUCUACUCGUCUGAGAUCAAGCAGAUCGACCUGGACAUCAACAGAACCUUCAGAAACCACAUCAUGUUCAUGGAUCGCUUCGGAGUCAAGCAGACGUCCCUCUUCCAUGUUCUUUCAGCGUAUUCAGUCUACAACACAGUGAGUGGCUG
Messenger RNA from Paralichthys olivaceus (Japanese flounder), 512 nucleotides. The record is from RefSeq and is a predicted model, not a curated record. Lineage: Eukaryota; Metazoa; Chordata; Actinopteri; Pleuronectiformes; Paralichthyidae.